Synchiropus splendidus (mandarinfish) is the source of this 10257-nucleotide messenger RNA. RefSeq names its product sortilin-related receptor, L(DLR class) A repeats containing (gene sorl1). Lineage: Eukaryota; Metazoa; Chordata; Actinopteri; Syngnathiformes; Callionymidae. Gene Ontology annotation, molecular function: protein binding. The record is from RefSeq and is a predicted model, not a curated record. The transcript has 48 exons. Gene Ontology annotation, cellular component: Golgi apparatus; membrane. The coding region runs from base 43 to 6738 and encodes 2231 amino acids. Gene Ontology annotation, biological process: protein retention in Golgi apparatus; post-Golgi vesicle-mediated transport; protein targeting to lysosome.
AGGAGCUGUUCAGUCUCACCCAGGAACCAAACAUACACAAACAUGGCGAUGUCACCAGCGGUCGGGAUGCACUCAUCUCUUCACUGUACCUUCUAUGUAACGCUACUUUGGCUCGCUGGAACAUGUUCCUCGACUCUUCGUUUUAACCCAGCGCUGCGCUCGCAGCUGCCGCAGGACAGAGGAUAUUACACGAUAAACGCCAAUGGGGAUUUAUUGGACGCAGGCGGAGGAGGCGCCGCGGUUCCUGAGCUGGGACUGGCCGUUCUCGAUGCUUCUCAAGGCGGCUCACACUCCGGCGCCCUACCGCUGCACCGAAACCGCCGGAGCACCGGCGUGGCGAAAAUGCCAAAGGUGUACGGGCAGGCAAGCCUGAAUGACUCUCACAACCAGAUGGUGGUCCACUGGGCUGGAGAGAAGAGCAAAGUCAUUGUUGCCUUGGCCCGAGACAGCGCAGGAGCUACUGGGCCAAAAACCAGCUCUGUGUACGUCUCCUAUGACUACGGCACCACGUUCAAUCUCGUCUCAGAGAAGUUCCAGUUAGUGGGGGCCAAGGACGGCAGUAAACAGGUCAUCUCUCAGUUCUAUCACAGUCCAGCGGACAACAGGAGGUAUCUUUUUGUGGAUUCGACCAACAAUUACCUGUGGAACACCUUUGACUUCUGUAGGAAUGUCCAAGGAUUCUUGCUCCCCUUCAAACCCACAGACCUACUUCUUCACAGCAAACGAUCAAGCCUGGUGCUGGGAUAUGACAGCACUCACCCAAACAAGCAGCUCUGGAAAUCAGACGACUUUGGGGAGACGUGGGUGUUGAUUCAAGAACAUGUGAAGACCUACUUCUGGGGAGUGGAGCCCUACGACCCACCAACCACAGUGCUGGUCCAGAGGCAUGAGCCCCAGGGGGUCUCCACCAUACUCAGCAGCACUGACUUCUUCCAGAGUGAGCAGAAUCGCAGAGUGAUCCUUGAGCAGGUGGACAGUUUCCAGCUUAGAGACAAGUACAUGUUUGCAACAACCACCAGGAAACUCUUUGGCAGUCAUGAACCUUCAUCUGUUCAGCUCUGGGUAUCUUACAGUCGCCAGCCCAUGAAAGCUGCCCGUUUUACCACUCGCCAUCCUAUCACAGAAUACUACAUAGCUGAUGCUUCUGAAGACCAGGUGUUUGUGUGUGUGAACCACGUAAACAAUGUCACACACUUGUACAUCUCAGACACACAGGGCCUCUCCUUUUCUCUUUCGCUGGAGAAUGUUCUGUACUUCAGCCCAGAAGGUUCUGGAAGCAACACACUCAUCAGAUACUUUGCCAAUGAGCCUUUUGCUGACCUACACCGUGUGGAGGGACUUAGAGGCGUGUUUAUUGCCACGCUGAUCAAUGGCUCAGCCAGUGAAGAAAACAUGAGGUCUGUCAUCACUUUUGACAAAGGCGGAACGUGGGAACUUCUGCAGCCUCCUGCUGCCGACAGUCUUGGUGGGACAGUGGACUGUCAGCUCGGCAAAGGAUGUUCCCUCCACCUGGCUCAGCGCUGGAGCCAGCUCUUCAACAUCCAGCUGAGGAGGAUUCCCAUUUUGUCCAAGGACUCUGCUCCAGGACUCAUCAUGGCCACAGGAUCUGUUGGCAAGAACCUGGCCAACAAGCCCAACGUGUACGUGUCCAGCAGUGCGGGUGCCCGAUGGAGGGAGGCAUUAGCAGGCCCGUACUUCUACACAUGGGGGGACCACGGUGGUAUUCUGAUCGCAAUAGCACAAGGAGGAGCAACCAAACACCUCAAAUUCAGCACAAACGAAGGUGAGACCUGGACCGACUUCCAUUUCUCAGACAGAGAGGUGUUUGUUUAUCAGCUGCUGACGGAGCCGGGAGAGAAGAGCACCGUCUUCACCAUCUUUGGCUCCUACGCUGACCAGAGCCACAGCUGGCUCAUUCUCCAGGUCAACACCUCAGAUGUUUUAGGUGUUCCCUGCUCUGAAGCAGACUACAAGCACUGGUCACCGUCUGAUGAGCAUGGCAACGAGUGUCUUCUGGGUCGAGAGAUCACGUUCAAGCGGAGAACUCCUCACGCUACCUGCUUUAACGGAGAGGAUUUUGACAGACCCGUCACUGUUUCCAACUGUUCCUGCUCACGCCAGGACUACGAGUGUGAUUACGGCUUCAAGCUGAGUGAAGACUUGUCCCUGCAGGUGUGUGUGCCUGACCCCGAGUUUGUGGGUGACCUCUACGCUCCUCCAGUGCCGUGUCCUGUUGGCACCACCUACCGCCGCAGCAAAGGCUACAGGAAGGUACCAGGGGACAGUUGUAGUGGAGGAGAUGUGGAGGCCAGACUCGACGGAGAGAUGCUUCCUUGUCCUGUCAGAGUGAGUAAUGAGUUCAUCCUGUACGCUGUGAGGAAUUCCAUCCAUCGGUAUGACCUGGCCACCGGUGCUGAUCAGCCUCUGCCUCUAGCUGGACUUCGUGAAGCUGUUGCUCUGGACUUUGACUAUGACAGAAAUUGCCUUUACUGGGCGGACAUCUCACUGGACACAAUCCAGCGUCUCUGCCUCAAUGGCAGCACGGGUCAGGAGGUUGUAGUCCGGAAAGACCUUCAGAAUGUAGAAGCUUUAACCUUUGACCCCAUAAGCCGCUUGCUCUACUGGGUUGAUGCCGGGGCGCAAAAGAUAGAGGUUUCCAAUCCAGAUGGAGACCUGCGUCUCACUCUCCUCAACUCAUCCAUUUUAGAGCAUCCCAGAGCUCUAGUUCUCUUGCCUGAAGAGAGUCUAAUGUUCUGGACCGAUUGGGGAGACCGCGCAGCAGGUGUUUAUCGGAGCUAUAUGGAUGGAACCAACGUGUCCUGCAUAGCGUCGGAGGGCGUACGCUGGCCUAAUGGGAUAACUGCUGAUGAUCACUGGCUGUACUGGACUGAAGCCUACAGUGAUCGCAUUGAGAGAGCCGACUUCAGUGGAGGUCAGCGAAGCAUUCUGAUGGAGGGACUUCCUCAUCCAUACGCCAUCGCGGUCUUCAAGAAUGACCUUUACUGGGACGAUUGGUCAAGAAUGGGAAUCUUCAAGGCUCCAAAGGCUGGUUCCCAGAGCAAUGAACUAAUCGUUGGCCGCUUGACUGGGGUCAUGGACCUGAAGAUCUUCUAUAAGGGGAAGAACAGAGGUCAUAAUGCGUGUGCUGACCAGCCAUGCAGCCUCCUCUGCCUGCCGCAACCCGGCAGGCGGCACACGUGUGUGUGCCCUGAUGGGACUCCAACUACCACCUUGCCAAAUGGUGAACUGCAGUGUCAGUGUCCUACAGGAUACCAGUUAGUGAACAAAACCUGUGUAAAGACUGUUCACAGUUGUUUGCCUAACCAGUACCGCUGCUCCAAUGGACGCUGCAUCAGCAGCAUCUGGAAGUGUGAUAGCGACAACGACUGUGGAGACAUGAGUGACGAGCAAGAAUGUCCGACUACAACUUGUGACUCGUCCAACCAGUUCCGCUGUGUAGCCACUGGCUCUUGUAUCCCACUGGCCUUUAAAUGUGACCGUGAAGAUGACUGUGGUGACAACAGUGAUGAACAGCAUUGUGAGUCUCACCAGUGUGGGCCUGGAGAGUUCACAUGUGCCCGGGGUGUUUGUAUCCGAGAGGCCUGGCGUUGUGAUGGCGACAAUGACUGCAGGGACUGGUCAGAUGAAGCCAACUGCACAGCAGUGGGCCACCACACGUGUGAGGCAGACAGUUUCCAGUGUCACACGGGUCAUUGCAUCCCGCAGCGCUGGAUGUGUGAUGGCGAUGACGAUUGCAAAGAUGACUCGGAUGAAGAUCCUCAUCUCUGUGAUGGGACUCGCUGUAAAGGCUUCCUCUGCUCCAAUAACACAUGCCUGCCCACCGCCUCUCACUGUAACGGCAUCAAGGAGUGUCCUGAUGGCGCGGAUGAGCUCAACUGCGACCCGCUAUGUACCCGCUACAUGGAGUUUGUGUGCGAGAACCGGGCUCAGUGUCUGUUCCAGUCCCUGGUGUGCGACGGGAUUAAGCAUUGUGAAGAUGGAUCUGAUGAGGACGCAGACUACGCUCAAUGUGCCUCACCGCCAGAAUUUGGAAACGUGUGUGACUCAUACACCUUCCAGUGCGCCAAUGGAAUGUGUGUGAGUCUGGAGUGGAAAUGUGACGGCAUGGACGACUGCGGGGACUACUCUGAUGAGGCAAACUGUGCUGCUCCCAUCGAGGACCCUGGCUGCUCCAGGUAUUUCCAGUACGAGUGUAAAAAUGGGCGCUGUAUUCCAACUUGGUGGAAAUGCGAUGGUGAGAAUGACUGUGGCGACUGGUCAGAUGAAUCACAGUGCACAGGUGGUGGUACGCCACACAAUGUGUCCCAUGGUCAGACUACCUGUGCUGCCAACCGUUUUAGCUGUGGCUCUGGCGCCUGCAUCAUUAACACGUGGGUGUGUGACGGUUAUGCCGACUGCCUGGAUGGUUCCGAUGAACUUGGGUGUCCCACAGUCAAUGGCUCCGCCACCGUGGUCCCUGUGCCCACCCUUGCCCCACCUCACCCCAAUCGAUGCGGUCCGAGUCAGUUCAUGUGUCACAGACCAUCCCAUUGCAUCCCUGACUGGCAGCACUGUGACGGUGUUUUCCACUGUCAGGAUGGUUCUGAUGAAGCCCACUGCCCCACCCGGGGUCCACUUUUUUGUGUGAAUGGGACUCGCUGCACUGACGGAGAAGCGUGCGUGUUGGACAGCGAGAGGUGUGACGGCUUCAUGGACUGUUCUGACCACAGUGAUGAGGACAACUGCACAUUGGACAUGCUAGUUUACAAGGUCCAGAACGUCCAGAGCACACCUGACUUUUUUGGUGCCAUCACUCUAACAUGGACACGCCCCAAAAAUCUUCCCCUGGAUUCCUGUUACUUCCUGAUCUACUACAGGCUUGUGGGCACACAGCAGUGGACCAUCAUGGACACACACAGCAAUAAAACCAGCUACAAGCUGACUGUGCUGCAGCCUGACACAACCUACCAGGUCAAAGUGCUGACCCAGUGUCUCAGCAGGCUACACAAGACCAAUGAAGUGGUCACAAUCCGGACACCUGAGGGAUUGCCCGACCCUCCGAGCAACCUGCAGCUGUCAUGUGACAACGCUGAGGAUGGGACAGUGGAUGUGUCCUGGAGCCCACCGGACAAAGGACACGGCCUGAUUAGAGAGUACAUUGUUGAGUACAGUGAAAUGGAUGGAGUUGAGUGGAUGUCACUAAGAAGUGUCACGAGCAGGGUGCAAGUGAAGGACAUGCAACCAGACACCCUGUACAGAUUUAGGGUGGCAGCAGUAACUGGUCGAGGCGUUGGGAACUGGACUGAGGUCAAAUCCAUCACCCCUAAAAAAGCACUGCCUCCUCCCUCUGUGAUUGCAGACAGCAUCACUGAAGACUCCAUGAUGCUGUCGUUCAGCUUCAACUCCCAGUAUGAGGUGAAGCAAUACGCAGUACUCCUGUCCUGGCAGUUUGACAGCCACAUAAAGGAGAACAAGAACUACACAGUGGGGGAGCGUGUCCUAAAAGCUGUAAACCUGACGGCAGGAACGACCUAUGAGGUGGCGGUGUGGGCUCACACCAGCAUUGGGGACAGUCCCACAGCCCUGUCUCAUCACAGUACUGCAGGGAAACAACCAGAGAAGCCCCUGAUCAAAGCCAGAGCCGUGAACCAGACAGCUGUGGACUGUAGCUGGACUGUCACUGGCCCAGCAGCAAAGGUGUACGCUGUGUUCUAUGCCACCUCGUUCCUGGAUCUGUUUCGUCGUCCUCAUCAGGUCCGCACCACUGCCUUCAGUCUCACCGUCACAGUGGACAGCGAUGAGCAGUAUCUCUUCCUGGUGCGUGCAGUUGCUCCCUUCCUCGGCCCCCCGUCUGACUACGCUGUGGUGAAGAUGAUUCCGAACGAGCGUCUGCCUCCCAGGAAUCUGCAUCGAGUGCGAGUGGACAAAACUCAGGCCACCCUGAAGUGGCAGCCACCAUACGAUGCCCCCAACGCAGCACUGACGUAUGCUGUUCACGUCAGGGACGUGGUGAGGAAGGUGGAGCGUGACUACAAAGUGACCACGCAGAAUAACACUGUGGAGUAUGUGCUGAGAGGCCUGGAGCCUGGUGGACGCUACAGCAUCUCAGUGCGGCUGCGCAACAUGAGCAAGGAGGCCAGUUUCACUCUGAGCACAGUCUCUGUCGCGGCGCCGGAAGCCCUGAAGAUCCUGACUGAAAAUGACCAUGUGUAUCUGUUAUGGAAAAGUCUUGCAGUCAGAGACAAGGCCUUUGAUGAGAGCCGGGGCUACGAAAUCCAUGUGAAUGACAGCACGAGCAACCAGACGUCCUUCCUGGGGAACACCACAGACACCUUCUUCCGCAUCAACAGUCUGCAGAAAGGACACAACUACACCUUCUCUGUGCAGGCCCGCUGUCUGCUGAACGGCCAGCUGUGUGGGGAUCCGGCUCUGCUGCACUACAACCAGCUCACUGGCGGAGCCAGCGACACCUCCAGCAGCGAGGAGAGGUCGGGGGAUGUAGCAGCAGUGGUGGUGCCGGUUCUCUUCCUGCUGCUGCUCGGAGCGUGUGGAGGGCUGUUGGCGCUGUAUAUCCGGCAUCGUCAGCUGCAGAACAACUUCACGACGUUUGCCAACUCCCACUACAACUCCCGCCUGGGCUCUGCCAUCUUCUCGUCGGGGGAUGAGCUGGGUGAUGAUGAUGAAGAUGCCCCCAUGAUCAGUGGCUUCUCUGACGACGUUCCCAUGGUCAUCGCAUAAUCCCCCCCGAGUACUUGUCCCUGUCCACCCUUGCACUCGACCCGUGGCAGUGAAGCCUCAUCAUCCUUCAUACAAGAAAGGUGUAGAGAGAGAGAGAUAUUUUUUAAAGUAUACGAUGCACUUUUUUUCGGAUGCGCAAUAAAUUAUUUUUUAUAAUGUCAAAUAUAUAAAUAUAUAUAGAUAUACAUAUAUAUAUAGGGGGUCAAAAUAGUUCUGAGGGAGGAAACACUGGAGCAAACUGUGAAGGUUAGAAUCGCCGUCCUAUCAAGCCAAAAUCCACAGAUCCAAUGCAAAAACACAGGUCCGUCCAUGUGAUGCGCAGACAGAGGGAGGUGUGAUGUAACAACUGUAAAUAUGAACCCAUCUUCUACUGGAAGCGUGGACUGUAUCUGUGAACGGAAUUGUUUCUGACCCUCAAUUGAAAUACUGUUGUUCACGUCACUCAGCGCAACCAAAAAACAAUUCUAGCGGUUUCUAACUUUGACUUCCUCCGUCAGCACGUUCUGGGGUGUCUCCUCAGGACUUGAGCAGUUCCAGCUGGGGAAGCGGUCCGUUCAUGAGGCGGCUUGUCUCGCUCAUCACGGUGGCGAUGUUCCUGGUCAGUUACAUGAAAAAGUACUUGCCAAGGUGGAAGAAGCCAAGCGUAGAAUAUCAAUAGAAUAGAAAUGGCAUCAAUCCUUUACUACCUGUGACUAUGAGAAUUGCUGUGAAAAUUUACAUUACAUUAUCACUUUAUAUUUUCUAUUGAAAAUGCUUUUGUAAAUAUUAUUGAGCAUUUUAUUUUCACAUGUUCAUGCCUUGUUUUUUGCAUUGUUUACAGAGCACAUUUUUAUUUACAGAACAAUACUGACUGAUCAGUGACAAUAUUUUAAAUUUGAUGAGGCGUAACUGACCUGAACGUCUGCAGUGAUGAGCGACUUCCCGCUGAAAUUGGCCGAGUCCUGUUUUGUGUAUAUGUGCGACACUUGCAUAACACAUCUGGCUAGCGUCUUCUCCCUGUGUAAAUAUUGGUUAUAUCAACAAAAUGCUGCACCACUAUGUCUGUAAAAAAAACCAAAAAGUUGAGCCCGAGUGUGUCACCCUUCAUGUGGCCAUCGUCGACGUGGGAAGCUUCGUCCGGGGUUCUCAGGGAGUUGUGUUGGCACUGACACCAGCGCCGGCAUCAGUAGUUCGAGGCAGCGUCCUUCACCUAGUGACUGAUAGGUACAUGAACCUCUUCUGAGGGCUAAUUGUAGGUGGACUCUGAUCCAUUCUCUGACCCCUAUCCAAGUGUUGGUGCAGGAAAGUCUUGCAGACUCUUUCUCUUUGCUACAAUGGAUUUUAGUUUCAGACUUUUUUUUAUGAAUAAAUGUGGACCCGUGCAAUUUGGAUGGAAAAACAAUUGACUUUUAAUUCUAGUUAAUACUGCUUCUCAACCAGCUGAAGAAACAAUGGCUGUUCUAAAUGAAAGAAAGUUUCUGCAAGGCUUUGAUCUAAUGAUUUCUUUUUCUGUGUUGAACUGUCCUCCAGCUGUCUGAUCUGUGUGUGUGUUCAAAUCUCAGAGCGCAUUUGUAAAUGUGUACGUGUUGACCCCCCUCGGUCCCCCCCACGUCCAUACUGUAGUCUUUUAACUGAACUGGUGUUUUGCCUGUGCGGGCUUGAGCCAUCGCAACCUGGAUCUGCUUGCUUGUCUGUUACCACGUCUCUGAUGAAUGUAUUUUGUAGUGGUGCUUUUGUACGAUGUCCCCACGAAUGAUCUGAUGACGCUUAGAACCUUUUUUUCUUUUUUUUUCCCCUCCUUUAACUGUACAUAUUUUUCUGACUUGAGUUCAGGCAGCGUUAUCUCACCUGGGGGCCGGUUUGAGAAAUGUGAAGUCUGAAUUUAAUCCUUAACUCCGUGUCGAUUUAGCUUGAGUUGUUUCUGAGCAGUUCAGUUUGUUUAACAAUGAAUGUGUGAAUUCCACGACUUGUAACUCAUUUUCUCACACAACAAUCUGUUAUUAUGAAAUGUGUUGUAUGUGCUUCACGACUUACUGUACAAACACUUACUUUUCUCAAAUUUCUGAAUGAAGUGCAACGUGUUGUUCUCUCAUUUUUUAUUCUGCAUUAAACUUCAUCCAUUUUUCAAGGACUAUGCACCCUAAUAAAUGCAUUUCCCAUUCAAAGGAUGUAAACAUUAGUUUAAUUCGUGAAUAAUUUUGGACCCAGUGUUACUGCCCUAUAUUGUUUUUUUCCAUUUCAUUUCAUGCCUUUUUUAGCUCUUGAAAUAUCAUUGAUAGCAAUGAGCCUAAUGGGACAGCAGGUGGCAGUAGUGUUUCCCAGAACUGAAGCGCCAUUCAGCACCUCUUAAUGGUCUGAAUAGUCAAAGCCUUUUUCAAAUCCGUAUUCGCCUAUAAACGGGUGAGUUGUUUACGCGCUGGAAGAGCUGUGUGAGAGGUGCGUUUCUGUUUGAGCUCAUCGCUUUCGGCCAAUCAGCAUACUGUCCCUUUGGAUCGCAUUCUAGAACCAGGCUAGAGGAGGGACUGUGGUCCCUGCUUUUCACAGCCACGAUUCAUUCAUCUUCAAGUUUUUUAAAAAAAAGGAAAAAACUCUCCACAGUUUAGUGUAAGAUAAAAUAAAGUAAAAAAAUGUAAUUUGCCUGAGUGUUUUAUGACCAACUGUCGAAUUGUGAAAAAGACUGCAUACCAUGCCAUUUUAUGAUGUGAGCUUGUUCGAAGCUGUCUGGGAAGCGCAAGAUGAUCAUGUCAGUGCUCAAGUGACAGUGAGGGAGAGCUACAUCAUUUGUAAUUCUUAACCAAGUCGCACUUCGGUGCAGGUGUGGCGUGACUUACAGCCAUGCUCACUCACUUCUCCGUGUCCUGAACCAGAGCAGAAUCACCAUUCUUAUUGUGAAAGAAAAACCCAGAAUGACCAGUUUUCAGGUUUGAACAACUCAGGGUUUUGUCAUUAAUACAGCUUUGUGAAGCAGAGCCCCUACUUAAGUUUAACUUAUUAAUCCAGCUGUUGUGGUUGACACGUUUCAUUUCCUCUCUCUAACUCUUGUUUUUUGCCUUACACUGUUCUGUGUUCUUUUAGGGCGACUUUUUGGUCUCCAUGUUUCCACAUGAUGCCUUAUUGGGUCACGUUUCAGUGUGUCGUUGUGCUGAACACUCUCACAUGCAUGCUCACUCAUGACGCAGAGGAUGUUGUUGCUAGGGCAGCCGUUGACCUCUGUCGCCUCACUGUUCCUGUGUGUGCUCCUGCAGCUCUAGUCCGGUCUGGUCGCUCCGUGUACAAAGUGUGUAUUAGUCAUGAGUGACUGAUGACCCCCCCCACACACCUCCCAUGUCGUUCUGUCGUGAAGAUUUUGUUCAGGCACCGAUGUUGGAUCAUGUUUUUGUCAGGCUGGCUUUUCUCAGUGGCUGCAGGGGAAAGUUUGAAGCAACAGUGUGCGGUGUUCGGAAAAAAAGGAAAAAAAAAACAAACUCAUACUGAAAUAAAGUUGUUGAAAAUCAAGUGCUGUUUGACUCGUGUCUUGGUCUGUCACAUUUCCAUAUACAG